AUGCGUCCCAUAGUUGAACGUGGAACAUCUGUUUUCUGCCCGUAUAAGAUGAAGGAUAUUCAGGUGAUUGAGAAAAUCCAAGAUAAUUUCACUCGAAAGCUGGUUGCAAGAUCUGGUGAUGCUACUUAUGGUAAAGUGCCUCGGCCAAAUUCAAUGAAUAAAAGUGUACAAUUGCACUGUUUAUGGUCUUUCAAGAAGAUUUAUGAUGUAUGUAUGGUGUUUAAGGUGCUGACUGGUAUUGCUAAAAUCGACGCAUCCAAAUUCUAUGCAAAGUUGGAACCAGAGGUGGACAAGUGA
Messenger RNA from Haemonchus placei, 297 nucleotides. The record is from the annotation of a GenBank genome assembly. Lineage: Eukaryota; Metazoa; Nematoda; Chromadorea; Rhabditida; Trichostrongylidae.